AUGGAUCUCUACAGCCACGCGUCGGGCAAAAUUGAGGGCACGCUGCAGGCUUUCCUCUCUUUUUGGUGUCACCAGCUUCGUACGCUAACGUUGUCCUACUUCAUCUUUAAUUUUGCCAUUGAAUAUGUCCAACGAGCAUUGAAGAGCUCCAUAUCUAUGGUAUUGAGCUUCUCCCAGGUGACAGUCGCGGACUUGGACUACGUCGGUAGUGUCGCUUUGCUUGGGGACGAUUCACAAGCCGUCCAGAGCGCUCUGAAUUGCCUAGCGAUGGAUGCGUCUAAGUAUGACCUGUAUUCCACUCCAGACAAAUGUAAAAUACUAUUCCUGCACUGGCAGUUAUCUGUUCCUGCCCUCUCCAUUGCUGGUGAAGUCUUGGAACAAAGGCUGUGCGUCGGUCAUCUAGAGAGUUGCACCACAGCUGGCGGCGGCCUUGCAGAUAAGACCUUACAACGGAUCGCAAAGGCUAGGUCUCUUAAGCUUCCACUUAUUUCACGCCCAGCAAUCACUUUCGGCGAAUGAGUCGUUUUUUAAUGAGCCUUGGGAAUGGUGUUAAUUGGUAUAUGUACACUGGACGGUCAACCGCUGCAUCCUAAA
Molecule: messenger RNA, 594 nt
Organism: Dicrocoelium dendriticum
Lineage: Eukaryota; Metazoa; Platyhelminthes; Trematoda; Plagiorchiida; Dicrocoeliidae
Source: the annotation of a GenBank genome assembly